This is a messenger RNA of Episyrphus balteatus (marmalade hoverfly), 1838 nucleotides long. Its product is annotated as limbic system-associated membrane protein. NCBI's taxonomy places the organism in Eukaryota, Metazoa, Arthropoda, Insecta, Diptera, Syrphidae. Bases 274 to 1737 code for a protein of 487 amino acids. The transcript has 8 exons. Gene Ontology annotation, biological process: homophilic cell-cell adhesion; synapse organization. Gene Ontology annotation, cellular component: plasma membrane; neuronal cell body; axon. The record is from RefSeq and is a predicted model, not a curated record. Gene Ontology annotation, molecular function: protein binding; axon guidance receptor activity.
UGCUUUGGCACACUCAUAUAAAAGAUACAAAAAACGUGGUGAAGUAGUCUGGUCACUUGGGAGUCGAGACUCUGUCUAAGAUUGCUCACAAGGAUCAUAGAAUAAUUUUAAGGACACAAAAAAAAAAAAAAACAAACAAAAAAUACACAGAAUUACAAAACUUUGAAAGGAAAAUUCCCAAGAGUAGGUAUACUAUAUCGCCUUACAGGAAAAAAAAAACAAGACAACGUCACGGAUAAACAUAUUCGAAGGAACAACAACAACAACAAAAAGAUGCAACGAGGACAUACAAUGCAACUGUGUUCGUGGAAGCAUACCAGCGAGCUAUUUGCGCUCGUGAUAAUUUUUUUUGUAAAUAUACAAAAUGCACACAAUCAACCUGUGGGAUCAUUCCAUUUACCAUCAUCGUCGGACAAUGACAAUCCAACAAUAGCACCGAAAUUCCUCUCCCGAGGCCAUCUAUACAAAGUGAUUGUUGGCGAGACCAUCGAAUUGCCAUGUAAAGUUCAAAAUCUCGGCUCAUUUGUUCUGCUAUGGCGAAAAGGAUCCUCUGUUUUAACUGCAGGACAUUUGAAAAUCUCUCGGGAUUCGAGAUUUAAAAUUGUCGGAGACUAUAAUCUACAGAUAAAUGGUGUAAAGACUCAAGAUGCUGGCGAUUAUAUUUGCCAAUUGGGAGACCAAGAGAAUCGUGACCAAGUUCAUACAGUUGAGAUUUUAGUACCGCCCACUUUAAGAGCCCUGCCACACAAUGGACAAGUGACAGCACGUAAGGGCAGUACGGUAACAUUGGAAUGCAAAGCAUCUGGGAAUCCGGUGCCAACGAUUUUCUGGUUUAAAAAGGACGUCUUCUCUGGGCCAACACAUCUCUCGGAUAGUUCAACACUAAUCUUGGAGAAUGUCGACCGACAUCAUGCCGGCAUAUAUCAGUGUUCAGCAGAUAACGGUGUCAAGGAGAGGGUCUCCAUGGACAUUCAGCUGACCAUAUUGUCUCCACCAGAAAUCACAGUGGAAAAGUCCUGGGUGCAUGCAGCGGAAGGAUACGAUAUUGAAUUGGUGUGCAUUGUCCACGGGGAUGUUAAUUCCGAGAUGCUUUGGUAUCAGAAUUCAUUUUUAUUGGAUCCAACUGAUCGUAGAUCAAUGCAUCCUCGUGAUGACCGUUAUAGUUUGGUAAUAAGGAAUUUCCAACAAUCGGAUUUUGGCAAUUAUAGUUGUGUAGCGGAUAAUGCAUUGGGAAGGACGAAAAAAUAUAUUGAAGUAUCGGGUAGACCGGGACCGGCGGAUUUUAUAUCGCCGGCAUUGAGUGGAGCGUUGGAUCAUUAUAAUUUAACGUGGACAAUUGAGUCGAUACCUAAUUUGGAGGAAAUUAAAUUGCUUUAUAGGAGAUUGUUGAUGAACGAAACGUAUCAGCAUCCUGGCAAGUGGCACGAGUUCCACAUCAAACCGAUACCAAUAAGGACCGAUGCCAGCCAUUUUAUAAUGUCGUAUGUCAUAAAAAAUUUAGAACAUAAUGCUGUGUACGAGACGAUUGUGCAGGCGAAAAAUCGAUAUGGAUGGAAUGAGAUAAGUGACAUCCAUCAAUUUUACACGAAAAAUCAUGAUAUGCUGCUGGAUAUCGAUAUGGAAUAUAAAAUGGGAAUUUCAGUCUCUGCGGGAAGCCACCUUAGCUGUCAUCGUCUAGUGACUGAAUAUCUGACGGGUCUAAUUGCAUUUUUUAUCAUUGCACUGACAACAUUUUAACAACAACGAAGUCAUCAGUAAAAAAGUUUUUAUCUCUCCUUGUUUUCUUUUUAUUUCUUUUUUUGUUAGUUUUAUGUUCCUGUAUUUUAAUUGUAUAAAAU